UUCAAAGGACCGAAAAAUAUUUGGCGCGAAUCUGAUACCGAACUACCAACGGAUAUUUACUCGAAUGAUCAUCUAAAAACGAAAAUACAACGAAUAAAACCAACUAACUUUUCAAUCUUCACCUUAAUUUCCUACCACAUUUUCAUAAAUUUUCCAAUGAAGGAACAUUUGUUACCAUGAUAGUCAAUUCACUUUCUAAAAUCUUCAAAUUUUAUCUUCUAUUUUUCAUCUUCUUCACCAUUAUAUAUGAACAGUCUCUCACACAUUUCCAACUUACCCUAAAAACCACAUUUCUUAACUUCCUCAAUAAAAAAAGAAAAGCUUCACCCUUUAAUUUUUAAUUUUUACCCUCAACCCCAAAACAAAAACCCCUUCCACGAGGGCAUAUAGAAAAACAAAGACCCAAUCUUUUUCUUUCCCUUCCCCAAUCUCUAGAUGACAAUCCUUCUCCAAUUUUCCUAACGAUACAAUUCUUUUUAGAUCGAUUACAAACAAACAAACAAACAAAAGGAUCAAUUUUUCUUUCUUAUGAACACUCUGUUAUAAUGGCAGAGACAGAGAAUCUAGAACUGAGUCUUUUAUGUACAGAGACCAACGUUGAUGAUGAUGAAGACAAGGGCAUGAUUGUUGACAAAACUCCGUUUCCUCAGAUGGGUUUAUCUCAAUCGGAGAGUGAAGAGUUUAUCAAAGAGAUGGUGGAGAAGGAGAAGCAGCAUUUGCCAAGUGAUGAUUACAUCAAGAGACUCAGAAGUGGAGAUUUGGAUUUGAAUAUUGGAAGAAGAGAAGCACUCAAUUGGAUUUGGAAGGCUUGUAAGGAACACCAGUUUGGACCAUUGUGUUUUUGCUUAUCAAUGAACUACUUGGAUCGAUUCUUAUCGGUUCAUGAUCUGCCUAGUGGCAAAGGUUGGAUAUUGCAGUUGUUGGCUGUGGCUUGUUUAUCCUUGGCAGCCAAAAUUGAAGAAACUGAAGUUCCAAUGUUAAUUGAUCUUCAGGUUGGAGAUCCUCAGUUUGUGUUUGAGGCUAAAUCAAUCCAAAGAAUGGAACUUUUGGUGCUGAACAGAUUGAAAUGGAGAUUGAGAGCAAUAACUCCAUGCUCAUACAUAAGAUAUUUCUUGAGAAAGAUGAAUAAAUGUGAUCAAGAACCAUCCAACACAUUGAUAUCCAGAUCACUACAAGUGAUAGCCAGCACAACCAAAGGUAUUGACUUUAUGGAGUUUAGACCUUCUGAAGUUGCUGCUGCUGUGGCACUUUCUGUUUCUGGAGAAUUGCACACAGUACACUUUGACAACUCUCCUCUUUUCUCACUACUUCAAAAGGAGAGAGUGAAGAAGAUUGGGGAAAUGAUACGGAGUGAUGGUUCAGGCUUAUGUUCACAAACACCCAAUGGGGUUUUAGAAGUAUCAGCUUGUUGUUUCAGCUUUAAGACCCAUGAUUCUUCUUCUUCUUAUACACAUCUUUCUUAGAUUUUCUCUGUUUUUUUUUUCUUAAAUUAUUAUUAUCAUUAUGAUAUCUGAUGAGAGAUUGAGAGAAAGAGGAAAAUAUUCAAAGCAAAAUUUUAAAAAUAAAUAAAAAUGUAUCAAUU
Messenger RNA from Arabidopsis lyrata subsp. lyrata, 1582 nucleotides. Its product is annotated as cyclin-D4-1. Bases 546 to 1463 code for a protein of 305 amino acids. The record is from RefSeq and is a predicted model, not a curated record. The transcript has 6 exons. Gene Ontology annotation, cellular component: nucleus; cyclin-dependent protein kinase holoenzyme complex; cytoplasm. NCBI's taxonomy places the organism in Eukaryota, Viridiplantae, Streptophyta, Magnoliopsida, Brassicales, Brassicaceae. Gene Ontology annotation, molecular function: cyclin-dependent protein serine/threonine kinase regulator activity. Gene Ontology annotation, biological process: regulation of cyclin-dependent protein serine/threonine kinase activity; mitotic cell cycle phase transition.